Messenger RNA from Schistosoma intercalatum, 1349 nucleotides. Lineage: Eukaryota; Metazoa; Platyhelminthes; Trematoda; Strigeidida; Schistosomatidae. The record is from the annotation of a GenBank genome assembly.
CAUAUUUCACGAAGUUCAAAAAUGCUGAUCAACAUUACAGAUUUUCGUUGGUGUGAAAAUCUUUCAGACAUAGACUUAAUUGUACCACUACAUGGUAUAAGUGCAUCAAAUGUAGACACACUUAUUACAAGUCAAUAUGUUAAAGUUGUUAUCAAACCGUACAUUUUUGAAUGUGCUUUGUACAAACCGAUCAAUGUUGAAGAAAGUACUUUGAAACUAACAGAUGGUGCGGCCGAGUUUAACCUCAAGAAAUCUAGUGCUGAACUAUGGCAUCAAUUGACAUUGGAUGACAUGAAGGACAGAAGACGUUUGUUACAGAUUAAACAAAAUGCCAUACUUGAACAUCAAGAACGCGAAAUGAAACGCGCUAAAGCAAACAAAGACAUGAAUGUAAGGGGUGAAAAAUACGCAUUGGAACAGGUUAUGGAAUUAGAGAAUAUGUUUCGUGAAAAAAUUAGACUUGAAAAAGAGCACGCUAGCAAGCAAGCAAUAAGCGAGUUUGUAAAUGCUUUUAACCAAUCUAGCCAAAAAGAAAAUGAGCUGCAAAAUGAAAUUACAGAAGCCCGAAGAUUUGCUAAACAAUAUAUAACAGAAACCAUUAAUGAAGAAAACAACGUGGAAUUAAAUAAGAAUAUCCAACAACGUUUAGCAUUUGUUGAGAAACCAAUAGAUUUGCCAGUGAGGACUUCAUCUACAAUCGAAGUUAAAUUUACACCUAGAGUAUUUCCUACACCUGAACGAGAGUCUACAAAACAAGCUGAGGAUGAGUGGCUAACUAAACAAGCCGAAUAUAGAAGAAAACUAUUGGACCGUGUUGUACCUGAUGAUUUGUCCAGGAAUGAACUAGAUCCUAUAUGGUUACGCAAAAAAGGAGAUUCAUUAUUUCAAGCUGGAGAUUAUGAAGCUGCUGUCAUUGCUUAUACAGAAGCUAUAACACAAAAUCCUAAAUUACAUUCGGCUUAUUCGAAUAGAGCUGCAUGUCACUUACAAUUGCGGAAUUAUUUUAAGGCUCUGGAAGAUAGUUCGAUGGUACUAGAUCUUUGUGUACCGCCUGUAGCGCAAAAUUUAAAAUCACGUGUGCGUGCACAUAUUAGGCGUGGAGCAGCAUUUUGUAAUCUACAAUUGUACAAAGAAGGGCUUAUCGAAUACAGAGCUGCACAAAAACUUCAGCCAGAUGAUGACACAAUUAGAAAGGACAUUGAAAAUUUAGAGAAAUUUGUAAAUCAAGAAUAAUUAAUAUAUUGCGAAGCUACUUAGACUCAUUUCUACAUUAAAUUUUUGUUGUGACUUUGUCUUAGGGAUAAAUCAGGUAGAGUAUAGACAUCCAUUUACUUUUUUCUAGGUUGCUG